Molecule: messenger RNA, 4589 nt
Organism: Mollisia scopiformis
Lineage: Eukaryota; Fungi; Ascomycota; Leotiomycetes; Helotiales; Mollisiaceae
Product: putative multidrug resistance protein
Exons: 10
Coding region: 1-4464 (1487 amino acids)
Biological process (GO): transmembrane transport
Cellular component (GO): membrane
Molecular function (GO): ATP binding; ATP hydrolysis activity; ABC-type transporter activity
Source: RefSeq, a predicted model, not a curated record
AUGUCUUACAUGGGCAUGCAACUGGCAUGCUAUGCCGCAUCGCACAUGAAGAAUUAUCCAAGGACUGGCACAAAACCAAAGACGAGUGAGCAGGAAAAUACUAAUGAAUAUUUCGACAAUCAAAACAUGGAACGAAAGUACUUAUUCCAUGUCUUUGAGGACCAUGCACCUAGUGCAAUUCAGUCUCUCGACUCUUCGGUCAUCUUAUCGUGCGACCAUAUUUCCAACCUCAAAUGGUCGUUCAACCAAGUCCACUUCACAGCCGCAGCUUCUGCUGUCUUCCUACUCUUAGCUCUUGUUCGAGCUUACUAUCUUCACGGAUCUAGCAUCAAAGUCAAGCGCAAUUCGUUAGGCGCUCUCAAGUUGGUGACGACUACUAUCCUUUUGGGACUUAAAAUCGCUAUUCUCAUCCUGAUAUCUAUUCACCAUGCUACUCCUACAUGGCUCAUCUCUGCGUCGCUUGCUGUUGCUGAAAUUCUUGCAAUAUGCUAUCUCUCGCAUCAAGAGCACAAGAGGUCCAUUCGUCCCUCGGCCCUUCUCAUUAUAUACUUACUUGUUUCAAUAUUCUGCGAAGCAGCACAUAUAAGGGUAUUCACAAGUAAAGACAUAAUUACAACUGCAACGGCUCUGUAUGCUGCUGCUCUGGGAAUGAAGAUUCUGCUCUUGAUUUUGGAAUCAACCAGCAAAGCUUCGUUUUUGCGACCGCCAUUCAAUCAACUCUCUCCGGAAUCCACAGCAGGAAUAUUCAAUCAAUUGUUAUUUUGGUGGGUCAAUCCUGUCCUCAUGCAGGGCUACCAAAACAUUUUGGUAAUUGAAGACCUGCCUAAUCUCAAUGAUGCGCUCGGAACAGCGCACGUGCGCGAUGCGAUGCAGCAAUCAUGGGAUACUAGACCUCAACCUGACAAUAAAUGGACUCUCCUGCUUACUAUACUGAGAUGCCUUCGGUGGCCGCUAUCAGCAGUUAUCAUUCCACAUCUAUGUCUCAUUGGAUUCAAGUUCUCCUCACCUUCUCUCAUCAGCAGUGCAAUACGAUAUGUUAACGAGCCGGCGACCGAAAUCUCCGAUCAAAACACGGGACAAGUUCUGAUCAUUGCAGCGAUAUUGAUUUAUACUGGCAUCGCUCUUUGUACCGCCUCAUAUAAGUAUCUUCUCAACCGUGUGUCAACAAUGUUGAGAGGUGGCAUGGUCAGCUUGAUCUACAAUCAUAGUUUAUUAUUGCAAGAUGGAAAGACAGUUGACUCUGCACCAGUGACGUUGAUGAGUACCGAUGUUGACACCGUUGCUGAUGCGAUCACCAAUGUCCACGAAAUAUGGGGACAGGUUGUGGAAGUCGUCAUUGGGUUCUCUCUGCUAACAGUGAAACUUGGCUGGGCGUCCCUUGUACCAUUCGUCAUUGUCCUGAUUUCAUACAAAAUCACUGGCCCCGUAGCGACAGAGAUUCGCGCUCGGCAAAAGGUUUACAUGGCAGCAACACAGAAGAGAGUUGCAAUGACUUCUUCGAUGUUAGGAACAAUUAAAGUCCUAAAGAUGAUGGGGCUCUCUGAUACAGUUCAAGAUAGCCUCCAGUCCCAACGUUUACUGGAGAUCCAGCUCCAAAAGAGGUUUCGAUGGGUGUUCGUGGCAUUGAAUCUAAUCGGAAACGGUGUUCCUAUAAUCACUCCCGCGGCGACUUUCAUUGUUUAUGCUAUAGUGGCAACAAUAAGAGGGUCUGAUCCUCUGGACACGAACUUGGCAUUUACUUCCAUGGCCAUCAUCUCACUAGCCUCUUUGCCAGCUGCCAGACUUAUCACGAUUGUUCCAGGUCUCGCAGCCGCAUUAGCCUGCCUCGACCGGAUUCAAACCUUCCUUCUCGACCCCUCACGAGACGAUGAACGUUUCGUAGUGGAAAAGAGCCAAGGUCCGAACAAAGCUAUAUACAGAGACGAUUCUAGUUCGCCUUCACAGGAACCGCUCAUUGACAUUGAACCGUCCCUCUCCAUUGAUCAAUUUACUGUCAAACCGUCACCGGAGGCUCAGGCUGCGCUCGUAGAUAUCAAUAUAGAAGUCGAAAGUUCAACUGUUACCAUGAUAGCAGGGCCCGUCGGAUCUGGCAAGACAACUUUGCUAAAGGCAAUCCUUGGAGAACUUCCUUUCACGGGCAACAUCACAAUUUCUACCGGACAUAUUGCCUACUGCGCGCAAACCCCAUGGAUGCAAAACGGGAGCAUUCGACAGAAUAUUACCGGUUUCUCCAACGCCUUGGAGAUUGAUGAACACUGGUUUCGCACUGUUGCCCAUGCCUGUGCGCUAGAUGAGGACAUGUCUCUGUUACCUGACGGAGCUGAUACUCUCAUCGGGUCUCGAGGAGUGACUUUGUCAGGCGGGCAGAAGCACCGUGUAGCAUUGGCCAGGGCAGUCUAUCAACGAUUCGAGAUCGUGCUGCUCGAUGAUGUGCUAAGUGCUUUGGACUCCAAUACAGAAGCUCAGGUUGUGAGCAGGCUUUUGACUCCGACUGGGCUGUUCAGGAAGCUUGGCACGACUAUCGUCUUGGCCACUCAUUCGACUCAUCACUUUCAUCUUGCAGAUCAGAUUGUAGUGCUUGGUAGCGGUGGCAGAGUUGCAGAACGUGGAACAUACGAUGCGUUAAGAUCCGAAGAAGGGUAUAUCGGCAGUCUUCUGCUAGAAUCGGCCAAAACUUCUGAGCAAUCCAGUCCACCUCAGACCGAUGCCAUCACCAAAACUCUGCAGAGUUCUACCCCACCAGUUUUUGUCGAUCAAACCAGAAAGACAGGUGACAUGGCGGUGUAUGCGUAUUGGUUCAAAAACACCAAUCCAUGGAACAUCGUUAGCUUCCUUCUAUCAGCUGCUUGCUACUCGGGGUUCAAGUCUUUUUCUCAAUUUUGGCUGAAAUGGUGGGCUGAGGAUGGAACCCACAUGGGACGUUAUGCAAGCGUUUAUGCCACCCUCUCAAUCGUGACGCUCUUGUUCGAAUCAAUUACAAUAGCUUGGGUGUUGCUCCGUAUCGGCCCUCAAGUCAGCGAGAAACUACACCACACUCUCCUAGGGGUUGUCAUGCGAGCUCCAAUCUCGUUCUUCGCAACUGUCGAUACAGGUGUCACCUUGUCCCGCUUCAGUCAAGACAUGAACCUCAUCGACAGGAUCCUUCCUGGCUCUGCAAUGAACAUUGGGAUCCGCGUGUUUAGGUUAAUUGCGCAAGGAUUUCUUCUGUUCUCAGCCCAGGCAUACAUGACGACCACGAUCCCAGUGUGCAUCAUUGCUGUCUACAUUCUUCAGAGGGUAUAUCUUUCAACUUCUAGGCAAGUACGGUUGUUAGGGCUGGAGUCCAGAGCCCCAUUGUAUUCUCAAUUCAUGGAGACGCUAGAAGGCCUAGCAACUAUCCGGGCUUUUGGUUGGGAACAUAGAUUGGUUGCCACCAACACCGAACGCUUAGACGUAUCGCAACGUCCAUACUAUCUCAUGUUCUGCAUUCAGCGUUGGUUGAAUCUCGUCUUGGAUCUUCUUGUCGCCGGUCUGGCGGUCUUGGUGAUCACCCUCGCUGUCAAACUUCGAAGUACGACCACCGGAGGACAGGUUGGCAUUGCGUUGAAUGCGGUGAUGAAUUUCAAUCAAUUAUUGUUGAGAUUAGUAGAAAACUGGACUCAAGUCGAAACUUCUUUAGGCGCAAUCUCGAGGCUGAAGAAUUUCGAAAUUGAGGUUGUGUCCGAGGACAAACCUGAAGAAAAUGUGAUUCCUCCCGAGUCAUGGCCAGAAAGUGGAGCAAUUGAGUUCAGAAAUGUUUGCGCAUCUUACGGCUCCAGCAUACUAGCCCUGCGUGAUGUUUCGAUGAAGAUUCUACCUGGGCAGAAAGUUGGCAUUUGUGGCAGGACGGGCAGUGGAAAAAGCUCCCUCCUUUCUACAUUACUUCGUUUUUUAGAUCUCGAUUCUGGAACUAUCAUCAUUGACGGCUACGACACUAGAUUCGUCCCUCGAAAUUUGAUCCGAACUCGGCUGACAGCUAUUCCGCAAGAUCCGUUCAUUAUGAACUCAAGUAUCCGAGCCAACAUCGAUCAUUCCCUCUUGAUUCCUGAUACUCAACUCAUCGCUACCCUCGAAAAAGUUGACCUCUGGUCUGUGAUCGAAGCUCGUGGCGGACUUGACGCAGUUGCAACCGCUCAACCAUUGUCUCAAGGUCAACAACAGCUCUUCUGCCUUGCUAGGGCGAUGUUGAGCAAGACCAGUAUUCUCAUCUUAGACGAAGCGACUAGUAGUGUGGACAUGGAGACUGAGAAGAAAAUCAGGAAAGUUGUAGAGGAAGAGUUUCAAGGAAGAACAGUGAUUACCGUGGCUCAUCGAAUUGAGGCAAUCCUGGAUGGCGACAUAGUUGCAGUCCUAGAUGCAGGACAGUUGGUAGAGUUCGGAAGUCCAGAGGCCUUGUUGCAGAACAAAGGGCCUUUUUGGGCUUUGAAAACUGGCGGCAUGAGUUGAUGAUCUAAAUACUCCACUUUUAUGACGCCAGCGCGGAGACUUCGAAGCAGUCUAGAUGAGACUUAUUGCGGUGUUUGGGACAAAAGGAUAAUCGAGAUUAUCUAACGAUUCUAUAUUCAUGCUUG